Molecule: messenger RNA, 1081 nt
Organism: Aplysia californica (California sea hare)
Lineage: Eukaryota; Metazoa; Mollusca; Gastropoda; Aplysiida; Aplysiidae
Product: glutamine synthetase
Exons: 4
Coding region: 105-728 (207 amino acids)
Cellular component (GO): membrane; cytoplasm
Molecular function (GO): glutamine synthetase activity
Source: RefSeq, a predicted model, not a curated record
AGACACAAUGAUGUUCCUUGACUUCACAGGCAGCCGAUGGCACAGCGCUGUUCAAAAGUCACGUAAAAACAUUCUCCAAGAGAAGAGGCUACGUAGCUUCUUUUAUGUCAAAGGUAGACAAAACAGCGCAUUUCGGGAUUGGAAUGCACUUCAACCAUUCACUUUGGACGUUGGAUGCGGCAAGUGUUUUACUUGACAAUUCAAGAGAAGACCAGCUGUCAGAUGUGGCACGGCACUGGAUAGCUGGACUUGUCAAACAUGGACCAGGUCUGACAGCUCUUUGUUCACCCACAGUGAACUGUUACCGACGCAUGGGACAGAAAAGGCUCCCAACACGGAGCGAUUGGUCUGUGCAGGACAAGAAUGCAACUUUUGUGGUGCGGAAAAGUCGAGGCGACAACAUCUUCAUUGAGGACAGACUCCCCAGCUCAGCGAGCAAUCCCUAUCUGGUCAUGGCUGCCACAGUGGCCGCCGGUAUAGACGGGAUCAGGAACAAGAUACCCCUGCCAUCUCAGACCGAAGAAUUCUGCCUUCUUCCCCCGGACCUUGAGACAGCCUUGACCUGCCUAAAAGAGGACGCGGUGCUGGUGGGUGCCCUGGGCAAAGACCUGGUCGAACUCUUUGUGGCAACCAAAACAAUGGAGAUCGAUCACCUUAAGAGUAUGGGGCAGACCAGCGGCACAGACAGCUUUCAGCACGAGUAUCAUCUUUACUUUCAGAAUGCCUGAUUGUGUACUUGAGAUAAUUAUUGUCACCUAGAAGUGCCUCAGGGCACCCAUAUUUCGGACGGUAAUUAUAAUUGCAUAAAGGGAUUUUUUGUGUUUCUGCAUAAUUGUUGAAACACCACGUGAAAACACAGUGUUGAGAAAAGAUGAAUUACUAGUUUUUUUUUCGAUUUCACUGUAGACAGUUGCCCGUGAUUUAAAUGCAUUCACUAUUAUUUGACAGUGAACAUGCAAAGCAACCUUUGCCGCAAUAUUAAUCAAUGAUUUUCUUUUCUUUGAAUCCAGCUCAAUGGAUGUAUGCCAGUCAUUUUCACAGCAUUAAAAGUACCGGAAACCCGAAGGGAAAUCGCAAAACA